GCAGCUUGUAUAUGAACUGAUGAAUCGUUAAGAUGGUCUUGCAAGAAUGGCACCAAACCUCGCAGAUUCACAGCACGAUCAAAUUCGUGAUAUGGUUCUUAGUAAGUCGCUCACAACUGUUCAGAUGGCUGACAUAGCCGGCUGUAGCACGCGCUCGAUUAAAGCAAUCCGCUCCAACCUCCGUUAUUUUGGUACAACCAAAGCUCCUUUAAAUGGGGUUGGACGACCCCGAUGCAUCAGCCCUUCUACGUUGGAAGCUUUGCGCGAAUAUCUUCUCGGUAAGCCUGAUCGGUAUUUAGAUGAGUUAGCUAUUCUUUUGUGGGACGAUUUCGAUAUUCUCGUUACAACAAUGAGCAUAAGUAGGGCGUUGGCUUCUAUGGGUUGGUCAAAGAAGACGGCUCGCAGGGUGGCGAGAGAGCGGAAUGCCGAUCUGCGAGAUCUAUACCUUCAUAACAUAUCAGCAUUUCGCUCCUACCAUCUUGUUUAUGUGGACGAAUCUGGAUGUGACAAGCGGAUCGGGUUUGGACGAACGGGUUGGUCUCCGGUUGGCGUGACGCCCGUCCAAAUUGCUCAAUUCCAGCGUGAGCAGCGAUAUCGGAUCCUGCCUGCGCACACACAAGACGGUGUCAUUCUCGCACGCGUUUUUCAGGGAUUCACAGAUAGUACUCUCUUUGAAGACUUCAUCGAGCAACUCCUUCCACUCUGUGGUAGAUGGCCAGAGCCAAAUUCGGUUCUGGUUAUGGAUAAUGCAUCCUUCCAUCAUACCGAGAGGAUCGAGCAGUUGUGUAAUGAAGCUGAAGUGAAAUUGGUAUAUUUGCCGCCAUACUCACCAGAUCUAAAUCCAAUUGAGGAGUUUUUUGCCGAGCUGAAAGCUUUUAUCAAGCAAAGCUGGUCGAACUACGAAGAAAAUCCCAAGCAAGGUUUUGAUGCUUUUCUAGAGUGGUGUAUUGAUAUUGUUGGGGGAAGGGUGCGUAGUGCGAGAGGCCAUUUUAGGCAUGCAUGGUUGACGAUUGAAGAGUUGUAAAUGUAUUUUGAGCUUUUUUAUUGUCUGUUAUUCAUAAAAUCUAGGACAUAGCAAUAUAACAUUAUAUAGUAUAAUUUAAUUUAGAACUCA
This is a messenger RNA of Botrytis cinerea B05.10, 1114 nucleotides long. RefSeq lists its product as hypothetical. The transcript has a single exon. The record is from RefSeq and is a predicted model, not a curated record. Bases 47 to 1024 code for a protein of 325 amino acids. NCBI's taxonomy places the organism in Eukaryota, Fungi, Ascomycota, Leotiomycetes, Helotiales, Sclerotiniaceae. Gene Ontology annotation, molecular function: nucleic acid binding.